CCAUUCACGGCUGGGUUCAUAUCACGCUUUGGGUGUGAGGUCGUAUAUGCAGCGAUAAACAGACCUCAGGUCUCUGUACCAGGAAGCAGGAUUUGGGGUCAGUAGGGUAACUUCAGGGUGUUCAGUCCUACAACAGUGGCACCGGUCACCAUGGCAACUACCGACUACCAGCUACCCACUACCGACUACCGGCUAACGAUUACCGGCUACCGGCUAACGACUACCGACUACCAGCUACCGAUUACCGGCUACCGACUACCGGCUACCGACUACCAGCUACCGACUACCAUCUACCGAAUACCCAUUACCGACUAUCAACUACUGACUACCCACUAUCCACUACCAGCUACCGACUACCCACUACCGACUACCAGCUACCGACUACCCACUACCCACUACCCACUACCGACUACCAACUACCCACUACCCACUACCGACUACCAGCUACCGACUACUAGCUACCGGCUAGCGAUUACCGACUACCAACUACCCACUAGCCACUACCAGCUACCUACUACCAGCUACCGACUACCAACUACCCACUAUCCACUACCAGCUACCGACUACCGGCUACCGACUACCCACUACCGACUACCGGCUACCGACUACCCACUACCGACUACCAGCUACCGACUACCAUCUACCGAAUACCCAUUACCGACUAUCAACUACUGACUACCAACUACCCACUAUCCACUACCAGCUACCGACUACCCACUACCGACUACCAGCUACCGACUACCCACUACCCACUACCCACUACCGACUACUAGCUACCGGCUAGCGAUUACCAACUACCAACUACCCACUAGCCACUACCAGCUACCUACUACCAGCUACCGACUACCCACUAUCCACUACCAGCUACCGACUACCGGCUACCGGCUACCGACUACCCACUACCGACUACCAGCUACCGACUACCGGCUACCGACUACCCACUACCGACUACCAGCUACCGACUACCAUCUACCGAAUACCCAUUACCGACUAUCAACUACUGACUACCAACUACC
Molecule: messenger RNA, 1016 nt
Organism: Sebastes umbrosus (honeycomb rockfish)
Lineage: Eukaryota; Metazoa; Chordata; Actinopteri; Perciformes; Sebastidae
Product: hepatitis A virus cellular receptor 1-like
Exons: 1
Coding region: 151-675 (174 amino acids)
Source: RefSeq, a predicted model, not a curated record